AACCAGUGAACCGGGCGAUUAUUGAAAGUUGGAAAGGCGAACGGAGAGCACCAGCGCCGUGAAAGACCACAGACUCCCGUGUUCCGAUUGAGCAACGAUCUGAUUUUGGCAACGUGUUGUACUGCAGGACCACCGUACAGGAUGAGCAUAUUCGCAUCCGUCGAACUGGGACCACCGGUAGAGGUGUUUGCCCUUAAUAAGGCCUGCAACGAGGACCCGAACCCAAAGAAAGUUAAUCUUGGUGUCGGAGCUUAUCGAACGAACGAGGGUAAACCAUGGAUCCUGCCGGUGGUGAAGAAAGCCGAGGCGGCGAUCGUGGCUGAUGGUUCGCUGAACCACGAGUACCUACCGGUGCUGGGUAUGGAGAGUGUAACGAAUGCGGCUUCUACCCUGCUGCUCGGCGAUGACAGUGAGGCGCUCCGCAGCAAGCGUGCCUUCGGUGUCCAGUGUCUGUCGGGAACGGGGGCCCUGCGUGUGGGGGCUGAGUUUCUCGCCCGCAUCCUGAACCGUACCACGUUCUACUACUCCAAGCCAACGUGGGAAAACCACCAUAAGCUGUUCGUGUACGCGGGAUUCACGGAACCGCGUACGUACCGGUACUGGCACCAGGAGCAGCGUGGCAUUGAUUUCCCGGGCAUGCUCGAGGAUCUGUCGAAUGCUCCCGAGGGUGCCGUCAUUAUACUGCAUGCCUGUGCGCACAACCCGACCGGCAACGAUCCGACCAAGGACCAGUGGAAGCAGAUUGCCGAUGUGUGCGAGAAGCGGAAGCUGUUCCCGUUCUUCGAUUCCGCCUACCAGGGCUUUGCCAGUGGCGAUCCCAACCGGGAUGCGUUCGCCGUCCGGUACUUUGUGGAGCGCGGAUUCGAGCUAUUCUGUUCGCAAAGUUUCGCCAAGAACUUUGGCCUUUACAACGAGCGUAUCGGAAAUCUGACGGUCGUGCAAAAGGACGCUACGACGAGUGCGGCCGUGGCGUCGCAGAUUACGCUGCUCGUCCGUGGUAUGUACUCGAACCCACCGGCCUUCGGUAGCCGCAUUGUGAGUCGUGUGCUGAACGAUAAGGAACUUCGUGCCGAGUGGAUGGAGUGCAUCCAGACAAUGAGCUCGCGUAUUAUCAAGAUGCGCAAGGCACUGUACGACGAGCUGGUGGCACUGAAGACACCCGGCACCUGGGAACACAUUACGCAGCAGAUCGGCAUGUUCUCGUACACGGGACUCAAUGAGAAACAAGUGCAGAUUCUCAUUAAGGAGUUUAGCAUUUACCUGCUGAAAACGGGUCGCAUCAGCAUGUGCGGACUGAACGAAGGUAACGUAGCGUACGUUGCUAAGGCAAUCCACGCUGCAGUGACCCGCGAAUAGUAUCGCGCUCAUGCUCGCGGACAUGCCCCCAUCGUUCUCGGCAUCAGCUAACACCAAAGGCUGUGUCAGGGAACCGGGCACCAAACACAUUCACAGUCUGAUCUGAAACGGUUCAUCAUCACCGGGGAGGAAGCUUUUAGUUUAGCAUUUGAUUGAUUCCCUAGCCGAAACGGUUACUAUGUGAGCGAAAUGUUUUGACACAAGACAAAACGAAACAUGAGAUACAUUACGGUGCGUUAUAUAAAAGCACGAUAAAGAUAGUAAAAAAGUUAGAUCGUCGAAAUGAUAUCGGCCGGCGGCACGGACGUUAUCGAGCAACAACGAAUUGGCGCGGCUACACAAUACAGCAAGGACACAGUACAAUACGGUUUACACCUGCACACCACAAGUAAUCAAACAGCAAUUGAAUCAAACACGGGUCAUUCUUACACGAGAUUAAAUACAGUUUAGCUUUUCUAUCGAUGUUCCUGUUCCCGGUGCUUCGUUCACGUGGAACAGCAGACGACACAAAGUGUAACACUCAGUAGACCAACACUUGCACUUGAAUUAGAAUACUCCUAACUUAGCCAACGCUCGCUGCACUCAAUCAACUCCCACCCCCGUAAAUACCCCGUACAACCGUUGAUGCCAACAUUGUAUUACGAGCUGGAGGGCAUUUAUGAAAUGCGGGCAACGUAUGCUGCAUCGAAAGUGAAUAUUGCAUAAAUAAACGUUACAAACUUUACUGCAUUUUUGGUGAAACACCAAAUAAAAGAAAACUGGCAGUGUGA
Anopheles aquasalis is the source of this 2126-nucleotide messenger RNA. It is a transcript of the gene Got1, whose product is annotated as Glutamate oxaloacetate transaminase 1. The record is from RefSeq and is a predicted model, not a curated record. NCBI's taxonomy places the organism in Eukaryota, Metazoa, Arthropoda, Insecta, Diptera, Culicidae. Gene Ontology annotation, cellular component: cytosol. Gene Ontology annotation, molecular function: L-aspartate:2-oxoglutarate transaminase activity; pyridoxal phosphate binding. Gene Ontology annotation, biological process: L-aspartate biosynthetic process.